AAACCUAAUACCCUAGAUGGGUCUUUUUUUCUUGAUUAGUUUUCUAACUUUAUUAAUCCCGUCUCUGUUUUCUGCAGUAUGUUUCAUUCAAUUACUGAUUUCAAACAAACAUUUUCUGUUGACAAAUCUGAUUGAUUGCUAUACAUAUAAACGUCAGUUUGUUUCAACAUAACUUUGAAAUAAAUUAAUGAGACCAAACGUUUCCUUUAUAAAAGCGGAAAGUUUGGGGCGAGCUUCAAAAUUGAGAUGGAAAUUAGUCGAAGAGCGCGUGCGUUUGAAAUGUUAACUUUUCACAUUUUUAUUUUGGAAGUUCUGCUCUGCCAAAUUUAUUUGAGCUAUGGUUGUUUGGAAAAAUCGAUGAAUGCAGCUAUUUCGGAUUUUUACAUAGUGCAAGGAAGUGGAGUAUAUCAUAAGUGCUGGACCGUAAAAAAUCCUUCAAAUAAUCAAUUUUACAUUCAACUCGAUGAAUUGAAAUUAAUGGACAAGCUUCUUUCCGAAGGCAACCUUACUUUAAAACUCGAAGAUGAGCGGGGGGUAAGGUACUGGCCUUACUGGUCUCGCUCAGUUUUGCAAGAGGUUAAAACUACAGCAACUCUUAUCCAGAUUGAUUUUACAGUAUUGGCUGGUAAUUUUCCAGAUGGGUACAACGCGAGUUUCAUUUUACGUUUGCAACAGAAAUAUAUCAAUUGUGUCGAUGGUGACAGUUUCCAUUGCUCCGGAGAUAUUUGUAUUCGGAAGGCUGGCGUAUGUGACGGGAUGAAAGAUUGUGAAGACGGAGCUGAUGAACUUGGAUGUGGCAUACGUACCGUACAAGGUGUUGCAGAUGCACUUGAUAAGGAGGUAACAUGGAUAAAAAGUAAACGCUCUUCUUCAUGGGGAUGGCGAGAGAGUACACCCAGAAUGAUCUCUGCGUUAUACCUAGCAGGAUAUGGCAGAUUUGAUGGUACACACCUAGAAGAAGAACUAAUGGCAAAACAAGCAAAGCUCUUAGCAUCUGUUGCCGUAUCGAAAAAUUCCUUGUCAAGCGAGUUUCUAAGUAUGCUUAUUAAUGGUUUAUUGAUAACUUGUCACAAUCCUCGUCAUUUUUUUGGACAAAAUUUGAUAGAACUCCUCAAGGAAGAAAUCGAAUCGUCAAACAACUUUACGCACCCCAUAACUUAUUUAAGCCAUUGCAAUGCAAAUCAGACCUGGCCACUUGAUGCUGAACAAGACCUGGAUAAAAUUCUGAGCAUCAAUAAUACUUUCUACGAGUUCUUUAAAGAUUAUCAAGCAAUUGCUGUGAUGGCUUUGUCUUGCUAUGAAAGUCAAAGAAUGUUUUUCAGUCAUAGUAAGAACGCAAAUAUAAAAACUAAGUAUAAAAAUACAUUACAACGUUUCAAGAAAAUGCAGCUUGCAGAUGGCAGUUUCGGGAAUUUUCAUACAACAUCUUUAAUAACUCAGCUUGUAGAAAGAAACCGAUUGCAGACUUGGAACUAG
Parasteatoda tepidariorum (common house spider) is the source of this 1476-nucleotide messenger RNA. RefSeq lists its product as uncharacterized. Gene Ontology annotation, biological process: cobalamin transport. Gene Ontology annotation, molecular function: protein binding; cobalamin binding. Lineage: Eukaryota; Metazoa; Arthropoda; Arachnida; Araneae; Theridiidae. The record is from RefSeq and is a predicted model, not a curated record.